AUGACAUUUGGAAAAGGACUUGGAUGUGAUUUCGUUAAGAAAAGCUGCUUGUCAUGGAUGAAAAGUAAAAAGGGACCUCUUCCAUUUUGUACGCGAGAGAGUGACCUGACAUGCAGUGCGGAUCGCAAGUCAAAGGUCAUCUGUAAUUUUGCUGCCGGAAUGAAGGUACCACCUGCAUACGAUUACAAUGUACCAGGUCUUUUUAAGGAUGACAAGGGCAAUCCAGUAGAAGGUGGUGGUGAGAAUGUGAUGGCCGAUUACUGUCCCUAUUACUCAGUGAGUUAUGAUGCUCAUGUCGGCUUUUCUAAUUAG
Haemonchus placei is the source of this 312-nucleotide messenger RNA. Lineage: Eukaryota; Metazoa; Nematoda; Chromadorea; Rhabditida; Trichostrongylidae. The record is from the annotation of a GenBank genome assembly.